AUGCCGGGCCGUCUUCUUUCCAGCCUCGUUCGCCCCUCCCUCUCUCACCACUCGAUCUUCCCUCACUCCAACUCUUCCUCAUCCUCGUCCGUAAACGAGGUAUCUCAAGCAGCACCUGCCAAGCAUUCGCAUAGCGACAGGCCGCACUCGCCGGAGCGUCGCCUUUCCUUCUCAAUGGACCACUUUAUCCACACCUACCGGGAUCACCACAAGGAAAAGCAUCGAAAGCACGCCCGCUCGAAGGAGCGUGGCAGCCAUGAAGACAAUGCAGCAUCAGCUAAACUCGAUGUCAUCGUGGAGUCUCCGCCCCUCGUAUGCUAUGGAACACCAGCCAACUCCACCGGUGCCCUAUUCUCCGGCCGCCUCAGAAUCACCGUGCCUCAAGUGACCGGCAUGGUCACCCUCGACAAGUUCGAUAUGCGGUUGAUGAUCAAAAAGACGACCAAGAAGCCUGUUUCGAGGGAUUGCCCCAACUGCGCCUCAAAGACCGAGGAAUUGACAAACUGGAACUUCUUGACCGAACCUCUUCAACUCAGGAGCGGUGAUCACGACUUCCCCUUUAGCUACCUGUUCCCAGGUAAUCUGCCGGCGUCGUGCAAUAGUUCCCUGGGACAGGUGGAAUACAUUCUCCAGGCGCACGGACACAAUAUCAAUGGCGAUGAUUACAACUUCAAAAUGCCCUUACACAUUAGGCGCGCUAUCCUUCCAGGAAACGACAAGUCCUCCAUUCGAAUUUUCCCUCCCACCAAUCUGACCGGCCGCAUCGUCCUCCCAUCUGUCGUUCACCCCAUCGGUACCUUCCCCGUUCAGAUGACAUUGAGCGGUGUUUUGGAUAAGGGCGACGAGACCCAGACCCGUUGGCGAUUGCGCAAAAUGAUGUGGCGGAUCGAAGAGCACCAGAAGAUCGUCUCGACUGCUUGCCCCAAGCACACGCACAAGAUUGGUGGUGAAGGAAAGGGCGUUCUGCAUCAGGAGACUCGCAUCAUCGGACACAACGAGGAGAAGGAUGGUUGGAAGACAGACUUUGAUACCGCCGGUGGCGAAAUCAGCAUGGAAUUCGAAGCCAACAUUAACCCUACCGCCAACCCUGUUUGUGAUCUCGAGGCUCCUGGUGGGCUGGAGACGAAGCACAACCUGGUCAUCGAAUUGAUAGUUGCUGAAGAGUUCUGCCCCAACCGCAACACCCGACUCAUCACCCCCACCGGAGCAGCCCGCGUUCUUCGCAUGCAGUUCAACCUACACGUUACCGAGAGAAGCGGGCUCGGUAUCAGCUGGGAUGAGGAAAUGCCGCCAGUCUACGAAGACGUUCCUGCCAGCCCUCCCGGAUACACCAUGUUGAACGGCAGCAGCAUUAUGGAGGAUUACCACGGAUCUCCACUGCCGUCCCCGGAAUACGAAGAACUGGAGCGUAUGGACUCUCUUCGACUGGAUAGUUCUUCCACCAAUUCUUCCUGCCGCGGACGAAGCCGACUUACGCCCGAUGAUUUGACCACCGGGCCUGCGGAAUUCGAAAGCCGGAACAGAGCCCCAUCCGCGAACUCUCAUACAUCUUGA
Molecule: messenger RNA, 1554 nt
Organism: Aspergillus mulundensis
Lineage: Eukaryota; Fungi; Ascomycota; Eurotiomycetes; Eurotiales; Aspergillaceae
Product: alpha-arrestin
Exons: 1
Coding region: 1-1554 (517 amino acids)
Source: RefSeq, a predicted model, not a curated record